This is a messenger RNA of Athalia rosae (coleseed sawfly), 3538 nucleotides long. RefSeq lists its product as uncharacterized. Lineage: Eukaryota; Metazoa; Arthropoda; Insecta; Hymenoptera; Athaliidae. Bases 442 to 1254 code for a protein of 270 amino acids. The record is from RefSeq and is a predicted model, not a curated record. The transcript is spliced from 5 exons.
GAUCCUUCGGUAGCGCGGAUCUGUUUUAUUCAGCAAUAAAAACAUAAAUAACUUUAGAAACGUAACAAAGUAUCGUCCGAAUCCGGUUUUAUUGUCCCCCCGAUUUUUCCCUCACGCCAGAAAGUGAUCGAAGUUGAAGUUUUGCCCAGAAAAUUUUGUGUUGAAAAAUAAAAGAAACAAAAAAAAAAAAGAAAUCAGCUCAGAAAUUUUGUGCGCCAAUAAUCCAGUAAGCACGAUAAUUUCCGAACUCAGGGACCACCUGCCUCAUCGUGGACGGCUCGAAUCUCCAAAAAAAAACCCAAAAUGCCCCUGGAUUCGAAACAGAGAAUCAGAUGACUGGCGUUAUCAGAAAACACGGGAAUCGAGGUCACGAAAAUCGAAGUCGAGCUGGCCCCCGUUGUACCAACGCAGGGACGAGUCCCACCGAAUCCUGUGGGACCGAUGCCUAAUCCGGAUUUGAACCCGACACCCCAAGUCAACGCAACUUAUCCCGGUGGGGUAGCUGAGACGGAACUGGUUGUCCGGACGGAAGAAGCGCUGAUAGUAAUCGUGGUACUGGUUCUGUGGGUGGCGGCGAUCGUACUGUUUUUCAAUCGAUGGGGAAAAAUUCGAAUGCUCGAACCGUACCAGCCUAAAUUCACGCAACAGCACAGACAGAGCUGUGCGAUGAUCGACCCUAAUCCCCUGCAGCACCGAGCUUGCUCGAAGUUCAAUAUCCACUGCUUGGAGCAUCCGAUAGUGUAUCCGGCGGGAUGCGGUUCGAGUUUAUCGAGACCCAGACAAAACAGCGUAUUCGUUGGUUCGAGCAUGUCGCUUUUGCCCUCCCAGAAUGCACCACGUCGCGCCAAAAGCGCAUUCGAUAUUCAGACUCUGAUUACCGCGGAGUGUAGUGGCGCCGCGCAGCGCCAACAAAAUUCUUUCGAGGGUUCGACGGACCUGCCGAAAAGAGCCAGAGAUUUCGCGAAGCCGUUUGGCGAGUCGUUGAGACUACCGGAUUUCCCUCGACCUUCGAGUUCCGGUCAUCAGAGACAGCGGGGUAUGAGCAUCUGCCAUUUCGAUCGCACCGACGUUCUCGCCCGGCCAUUGAUGAGGGAAAGAGGGAUGAGCAUUUGCCAGUUCGAGAGGGGUGAUACCCUGGGGAAACCCUCGCAACAACGGGAACGAGGUAUGUCGAUCUGUCAAUUUGAUAAGCAAAUGCCAUCCUGCAGCAAAACGCCGGAUAUCGUACACGCGUACAGAGCCACUUGCGUUUAAUUACAAAAAUCGAGGAUCAUCCAUCUCUACAGAAAAAAAAUAAAAAAAAGGGAAAAUAAAAUCACGACGAGGAGAAAAAUUCAAUCAAUAAUCGCCGAAUAUGAUUGAGAGGGAUUCUUCUGUUUUUCUUUCCACUGAAACAAUUGUAAGUUCCUUGCAAGUGAAAAAUUCGAGGUAAUAUCACCGAUUGGUAGAGAAUCAAAGAAGCGAGAUAUUUAAUGGAACAAUAACUACCUGCAGUCUUUUGUACAAAUAUACCUGUAACGAUAAACCUGUGCGCGGUUCGAUGCGUACUUCAUAACUAUAUGAAUGAAAAUCAGACAACUGAGAAAUAUAUUAUCCUAUCGAAUGAACUAUAUAUGAUACAGAAUUUUUAAUACUAGUAUUUUCUUACAUCCCGAAUUACACGUUCGAAUAUAAUAAAUAAUACGAAAGGGGUACGCAUGUAGAUAUAAUGAAUAAAUUAUCCGACGUUAUCCGCAUAAUCUGAUCUGGAUUCAUAUUUUUCCUUUCAAACAUAUUGAACAUCCCAUACACAUGAGCGAUCAAAAAAAUAAUAUCAAAUUGUAUAAAUCCCAGCGUAAGUAUAUGACGAAUUAAAAUAUUUUUAUGAACCGUAUAAAGAAUUCACUUAGGUCACGUAAAGGGACAACCAAUUACCGAUCAAAAUUUCACAGCCGACCAAACAUGCGAAAAAGUCUAAACUUCGCAUCGGAGUUGUGACGCACCUGCGAUAAAAAUCGCAGAUAUUUUUUGCGCCAAAAACGCUAUGUGCAUGGGAUGUAACGUGUGUAUAGAUCUUAAGUCGACCCACAUCAUCUUCGAGCCGUCUGAAAGCGAUGCUGCGGCGACGUUGUGAACCGCGGGAUGAUUGUAAUGAUAAUCCCGCGUGUAAUAUUUUGAGAAAAGCCAAAGCGGAUCGAAGAUGACGUGAGGUUUGAGAACACGCUCGGAUGGAGGAGAUUUCAAAUACAAUAUAUACAAUAUGCGAGUUCGAUCGAAAUAGGAAUCAUAAAAGAGAAUAUAUACAAGAACGCUAUAAAUUUCCCUCCAGCCAUAUAAAGUAUAAUAAUUAAUUCGUCGUAAAAAAAAAAAAAAAAUUAUAAUAGUUAAAAUAUGUGAGAAAAUUAUUUUUACAAAAAUCGAACGAAAGCUUUAAAAACUGUAUAGUAUUAUCUCCUUCUAUUUUUCCCCUCUCUCGCUUUCUCUCUCUCUAUCAUUCUUGAACAAUUGAAAAAAAAAAAGAACUAAUUUCCUUGUACUCUAUGAACUUUCCUCCUAAUGUUUCUUGGUCAACCUAAUCCGCGUAGAUAUAUUAUAUCGAUUCUAUCGAGUAUUAUUUCCUCCGAUUCGCGUAGACGUAGAAUCGAAGAGAACGAUGAAAAAAGAAGAAAUAAAAAUUCAGAAGAAUUUUAAUCGUAUGAAUUAGUGUAUAGGGGUGACAUUAUAUGGACAUUUUCAAAGAAUCCCGUGCCAAAUAACUAGAGAAAAUUUAAUCGAUAUCGAGAAACUAUUUCUCCAUGGCCGCGCCGUAGGGCCCGGAGAUAAAAAUCAAGUGCCGUGCAUUACUUCAGAGUUGUUCAUGCUGUUGUUUCAUUUCAAAUGGAAUCGAGAAUAAAUUCUAACUCAAUAUUAUGGAGACCAACUAUACUUAUUAGACUGUCUGAAUCUAUAGCCUUAGGUUAGUUUAUAGGUGAUACUAUUAGAAUAUGAAUAUAUCGGAGCUGUUAACAUUGGGACCUUUGAACGAUUGAAUAUGAUAAUAAUACGUAAGAAUACUGUAAGUUAAUCGAAGAGUUUCUUGAGAUCAUCACUUUGCUAUGUAUACCUAAAAACUACUCAAUGUAAUUACGAUACCGAAAUACAGAAAGAAAAGCUUUUCCUCAACUAUUCCCGUCACGAACUAAGUUUUGAAAAAUAUCCUUCUAAUAUACAUUCACCGAUUGUAAUUUCUCACGCAGAUGAAUUUUAAUCGACUCACUGAUUUGUUACUCCUAUAAUAUUGUUGCACUGAAAAAUUUUACUGUGAAAAAUAAAAGAAGGAAAUGUGCAAGCAAAAUUUGAUGAUUAAUAUUGAUUGUAUAGUAGAAUUAUUUAUCUAUCACGUAAGAGCAUAUUUAUAAUAUAGUAAUAAAAAAUCCUAUGCCAAAAUUAUAAAUUUGGUUAUUUAAACGAAAAAAUGAAAUGAAGAACCGUUCAACUGAUGUAGGAUCUAAUAAACGUUUUCCUGUAAGAGAUCUGAACCAUGAAACAUGAAUAAAAAUGAAAAGAGAAAAAAAAAAAA